This is a messenger RNA of Effrenium voratum, 3964 nucleotides long. The record is from the annotation of a GenBank genome assembly. Lineage: Eukaryota; Dinophyceae; Suessiales; Symbiodiniaceae.
GCUGAACCUUGGGAAUGCUGAUGCGAUCCAACAUCUUAAGUCUCGGUGCUUGAGGGAUUGCUUCGAUCAAAAAAGAAGCCUUAGCACCUUGGAAUAUCGAAUUGUCCCUGCUUUCCUGGCUCGAAGUUGGCGCCUGAAAGCAGGCGUCAAGCUUUUUUGUGAAGUUCACUUUCCAUGUUUGCCUUCGAAUGAAUGUGCCGGACAUCAGCUGCCAUGCUGUGGCAGCUCAUUCUCGUUCUUUGUAUUGAUCUGAUCUCAGCAACCAGAUCUACCCAACAGGAUGUUCUGGAUCUUCACCGCGUCCAAGGCGCAGGCAACUGCCCACAAGAGGCAUCCUUGCGGGCAGUGCUUACGAAGCUCGGGCUGGAUGUCCCAAACGUGCACAACCUGACGAAGGAGAAACAGAAGAUUGUGUGGCGCCACUGCGACGUCCGGAAGAUCGUCCUCCAUGGCCUCGCGGAGCUGCAGGGCACGUUGGACGAGCAGAUCGCAGAGCUGACGGAGUUGCAAAGUUUGGACCUCGGCGACACCGAAGCCAGCGGCGACAUCAAGGUCUUGGAGAAGAACACGAAGCUGGAGAAGCUGUGCCUCCGGAACACCCACGUGACUGGUGACGUGGGAAGCGUCUCACAAGCCACGGGCUUGGUGGAACUCGACUUGCGGAACACCCACGUGAGUGGCAACUUGCAGAGCCUCGCUCAAGCCACGAGGAUGACUUACCUCUACCUCCAGAACACCCAUGUGACUGGCAGUUUGAGCAGCCUCGCUCCAGCCACGGAGUUGGAAAGCCUCUACCUGCAAAACACCCAGGUGGCUGGCAAUUUGAGGAGCCUCUCUCAAGCCACGGGGUUGGAAUUCCUGCACUUGGAAAACACCCAGGUGGCUGGCAAUUUGAAAAGCCUGGCGGGAAAAACAUGCUGGCGGGAACUCCACUUGCAGAACACCCGGGUGACUGGCAAUUUGGAAGACCUCACUGAGGCCAACGAGUUGGAGGAACUCCUCUUGCAGAACACCGGGGUGACUGGCGACAUCUCCGCGCUGCGCCACUUCCCCUACCUUAGCAUUGCGGAUUUCUCCGGGACCAAGGUGUCAGGGCGUGUUGGCAAUUGGCCGACGGACUGCCUGCGCCUGAGGGUCUUGAAGCUGGCAGAGACCCAGGUGUCCUUCGUAGACACGUCCAGGGAGCCAGAGGCAAGUUGUGAUAGCUACGACCCCUACGUGGUGCAUCACCUGGUUUGUAUGUUCCCCAAACUGACCACGUUGGACCUGAGCGGCUCACCGCUCAACUGCUCUGCAGCAGAUUUGUUCCGGAGCCUCCGGGCCUCGCCAUCUUUGGCCACACUGAAAGCUGCCAACACCGGCCUCAGCGGCGAGAUAGGCACCGACGCGCAGCACAUCACGGCUGUGGACGUUGACAUGUCAUACAACAAGUUAUCACAUAUUGCUGCACUUCCGCCCCAAUGGCACAGCUUCACUGCCGCAGGCAAUGACGGCAGUUUGACGUUUGGGGAGGGUGUGCUUGGCAACGCCAUCCGUGCUGGAGUGUUUGCCGCUCUGUGGAAUGUGGCCUUCAAAGAUCCAACGGAAAGUGCACACCUUCUGGACCAGAAGCUGCUAAGACCUACUGGAUCUCGAUCACUUAUGAACGAAGAUCGCGGCUUCGCCUGCUACGACGUGCUGCCAAAAUCUUUUCAGAUUUCACCGGAGCUUUUCGCGCCGGAGAGGCUGUGCAGCUGCCUCCCCGGUUGGAAUGGCUCAGGGGCCAACUGCCAGCAGUGUCCCAAGAACACCUUCAAGUUUGGCUUCGAGGGCGCUUGCCAGCAAUGCCCGGAAGGCAGUCAAUCCGAUGCAGGCGCUACAUCGGAGCGGCAGUGCCAGUGCAAGAUAGGUGAGGUCUUCAACAACCGUGGUGCUCCGCGCUGCGGAUGUCCAAAGGGUGAAGCGCAGCUGGGAGAUUUGUGCGUGAAGUGCCCGGAGCUCAACUGGAACUGCUCUGAGCCAGGCUCAGAAGUUCUCUCAGUCAGGCCGCGCCUCGGCUUCGCGCGGCUGGGCAAGCAGACCAAAGCGUUCAAGUGCUUCCCACCAGAACGCUGCGGUGAGUCCGCGGGGUCCGCGUCCGGAUGCUUUACUGGUUACAGGGGCAUCCUUUGUGCAGAUUGCAGCGCUGGAUUUUAUGCAAGUGGGGAUGCUUGCGAGCGUUGCACCACUGCCUCGAUCCUGCCCGAUAUUCACUACGCUUGGCACGCCGCGGGCUGCGCCAUGAUGUUCGGAUUGCUGGGAGGGCUGCUGUGGCUACGGAACCAGGGUCAGCCUCAACAGGACAAUCCAGACAGCCAAGGACAGCGACAGCAAAACAAGGGCCUCGGUGCUUUGAAGCAUCAACUCAGAGUGCAGGCGCCAAUUCUUCUCCAACUAUGCCAGCUUUGGACUGUCGUGGCAACGUUGUCAUCAAGCCAAGAAGGAAGCAACAACAGUAAGGAGCCUUCCAGUUCCGCUUUGUGGGAACUGCCAUACAUCCAAGCGCUUCAGCUUUCCCUUUCGAACCUCAAAAGCGUCUUUAACCUGCAAUGCCACUACGAUGGCCCUACAGUGCGCUGGGCAUCUGCGCUUCUGGCUCCAGCCUUUCCUCUCGCUGUCCUGGUGCUGUGCUUGGGAUUGGAGCUCGCACGUCGAGGGCUUGGUAUUUCGGUGGCAUUGAAGGUCAUCACCUUGCUCUACAUUGGUGGCGCGUCCAGCUCGUCGAACCUUUUAAGUUGCCAGAAGACGGAUGGACUGGGUGAAUCUUGGUGUUGCAACAUGGCAUGGGCAUCUAUGGCCUCAGAAAAGGAGUUGUUAGAACAGUUGCCCAAGAACUUUGCCUUCAGAAGUGCAAUUCCUGAAAUUCUUUGCGAUGAAGAGUCAUCCUUCAAAACCAGAGUUGACGUGAUCGCCUACAGCACUGCCUUCGGCUACGCCGUGGUGAUCCCAUGCUGUCUCUUGUACCUCUAUGCUCGGCAGCACCUCGUUUUGCGCGGCAGCAGGACCGUUACGGUCAAUGCAACCCAAGAGGACGAUCUCAAAGUGACUUUGAGGCCAGUCCUGAAGUCAGGAAACCAAGUCUCAGAGCAGCAUGACCAGCGGACCCGUCACACAGUCGCAUCAACUGCUGCCUACAUCUCCUUGAUGUUUCGAGGGCCGCUCUCCAUGAAAAUGACAAACGGACAGAUGGUGGUGCAGAUGCUGGAGGGUUGCAGCUUGAUGCAUGGAGAGGCGGAGAUGGAUAAACAAGUCGUAGGGGCCGUGCUUGGCGAGGAUGAGGUGCAACAAUCGCGGAUACUGAGAUGCAGGGCCAUUAGUGAGAUGCUGAUGGAGAGGUGCAUCCUGCAAGAAGUCACCCAAUCAGAGAGAACCUUGCUGGGUGCCAAGGAGUUGCUGACCAAAUAUUCCUUUGGUAGAAACGCUUUCCUGGAGAUCGUGCAGAAGUUGGUGGCCAUAGCCUUGGUCUCCACCAUCUCCAGCCCUGAUGGCUUUCAGCUGGGUUUCGGCAUCACCGUGAGCAUGGCGGCCAUGGUGGCGUUGGUGCAGCCCUAUUUAGAGCCCCAGGUGAACACGCUUCUGGCGUUCUGCUACCUUUGCUUAGCAUUGGCAGCAUGGGCUUUCUGGCUGCAGUUGGCCUGGCUUAGCCGCGCAGCCUUGGCGUUGCCCUUCCUGCUGACCUUGCUGCAGUCCUUGACGCCGGACGGAGCCGAGACUAGGGCCCUUCGCAUUUGGGAGGACCUCGAGCCCCAAGUCCCGGCGCUGCAAGAGGGCAAGGUGGUUGAAAUCACUGCAGAGACGUACAACUUCAUUUGAUUCGAAUCUCUUCGGUCUCACCUUGUGGUUGCACAUGCCCAUCGGCCAGAAAAUGUCUCUUCGUGCGCACUUUGUUGCCGCAGCUGUCACAGGGACUUGUUGCCCCAAUAGUUUUUGCAGGUUUCCUGAGGCC